AUGGCCCAGCUGCAAUGGUUUUCUGAAAGCGAUCGGAAGUCGAUUGAUGCAGCAAUUCGACAGAAAGACUUCGAUGGUCUGGAGGGCUCCGCUCACAACAAGAUAUCUUUCAUCAACGAGGGAUUUUCUCGCGCUGGGAGGCGUGCUAAGGCGUUCAAGCCCAUUCUGCAGAAUCUUUGGUACCUCUACUACCAAGUGGCCAAAAAUGUUCCCUGUUCAAGUCCCGAACAAGAUAAAUGGGUUCUGCAUAUUCUUCAGGUUCAAGGGCAAGGGAAUUUGACACGCCAAGCACAGAGCAGCCAUAAUGUUGACGACGGCGAUAGCAGCAUCAACAAGCUUGAGACUGCCACAACAUCCGCUGGCAUUAUUUGGGAGGACCUGCCCUUCUUCACUGCGGACAUGACGGACUUCUGGGUGAAGGAUUGUGCAACUAUGAGUGCUAUCCAACGCGUUAAUUUCUCCCACUUUCUUGCUAAGCUCGCGUCCACCGGGGUAGACGAUAAUCUAUGCGGAAUCGCCCUGUUGGUUUUUAAUGACGCUUUUGAAACUGUUCGUUCACUGGGCAGCCUCGCCGAUCAGAGUAACGAGAAUCCCCACAGGGCUUUACAUGACCUCACGAUUGCCGCUUUACUUCCGGCCGCACAGGCUUGGCUGCAUAGCGCGAGUUACAAAAUCAUCCAACUCUCAGACAAAUUGUGGAACAACCUCGCUGCCGUCCGGCAGGACGAAACUACCUUCACCCAAUCGGAGCUAGGUCGCAGAUCAUCAGCGGCAUUUAGUCCCUGGCGAUGGAUGUAUUGGUUGAAAAGACUAGAGGAGAUCAAAGAAGAAGCAAAACGAGCGGGCGAAGACACUCUUGCUAAGAGUGUCUUGGAUACUGUUGAAAUGUAUGUCAAUUGGCUCUUAUCACUACCAAUUACAUAG
This is a messenger RNA of Trichoderma virens Gv29-8, 924 nucleotides long. RefSeq lists its product as uncharacterized. The transcript has a single exon. Bases 1 to 924 code for a protein of 307 amino acids. Lineage: Eukaryota; Fungi; Ascomycota; Sordariomycetes; Hypocreales; Hypocreaceae. The record is from RefSeq and is a predicted model, not a curated record.